UGCAUUGUAGAUCUCGCGAGAUUUCUUCUCGAGGACGUUGGGCGCGUGGAAAGGGGAGGGGGGGUUGCGGCGAAAAAAAACUCCAGUAACGGACAGAGCACGAGACGCGUCGCUGGUGACGUCAGGAGUUUUCCCCUCAAAGUCAACAAGAACAAGAAGGAACCGGAGUUUGAAUUCUGUGGCAAUUAAAUAUCUAUCUACCUAUUUAUUUCUACAUAUUUUAAAAAAUAACAAUAAUUUCUCAAUCAUCAAAACACCGCCUGGGUGGGAGGGGAAACGAAGUCGAGCCGCGUUGCCCCCACCCCCACCCCACUCCCGCACUCCCCACCACCUCACCUCACCCAUACACCCGAAGGACAGCCGUUGAGUGUGGGUCGGUCCGGCAGGAGGAGGGUGAAGCCGGCCGGCUCGCCACUGAGUGUGAAAGUGGCUAUCGGAGUGGAAGUUGCCUUGAGGAGAGCGGUGGGAAGGGCAGAGCCAGUCCCGAAAGACGACUAACUGGGCUCGGGGGGGACUGCUAAUAUGAGUGAUAUAACUAUUGUGAAGGAAGGAUGGGUGCAGAAAAGAGGGGAAUAUAUCAAAAACUGGAGACCAAGGUACUUUCUGUUGAAGACAGAUGGAUCCUUCAUAGGAUAUAAGGAGAAGCCUCAAGAUGCAGAUUUACCAUAUCCUUUAAAUAACUUCUCAGUGGCAAAAUGCCAACUAAUGAAAACAGAACGACCAAGACCGAACACAUUUAUUAUCAGAUGUUUGCAAUGGACCACUGUCAUAGAGAGGACGUUUCAUGUGGACUCUCCUGAAGAAAGGGAAGAAUGGACAGAAGCAAUCCAAGCAGUAGCAGAUAGACUUCAAAGGCAAGAGGAAGAUCGAAUGAACUGCAGUUCCAGUCCCAAUCUAGAUAUUACAGGGGAGGAUGAAAUGGAUACCUCUCUCAGUCAUCCCAAACGCAGAGUGACUAUGAAUGACUUUGAUUAUUUAAAACUACUGGGAAAAGGCACUUUUGGAAAAGUAAUCUUAGUCAAAGAAAAAGCAACUGGGAAAUAUUAUGCAAUGAAGAUACUAAAGAAAGAAAUUAUUAUUGCAAAGGAUGAGGUAGCACAUACACUUACAGAAAGCAGAGUAUUAAAAAACACAAGGCAUCCAUUUCUAACGUCUUUGAAGUAUUCUUUCCAGACUAAAGAUCGUUUGUGUUUUGUCAUGGAGUAUGUGAAUGGUGGAGAGCUGUUUUUCCAUUUGUCGAGAGAACGAGUGUUCUCAGAGGACCGCACACGCUUCUAUGGCGCAGAAAUUGUCUCGGCUCUAGAUUAUUUGCAUUCCGAGAAGAUUGUGUACCGAGAUCUCAAGCUGGAGAAUUUAAUGUUGGACAAAGAUGGUCACAUCAAAAUCACAGAUUUUGGACUUUGCAAAGAAGGAAUUACAGACGCAGCUACAAUGAAGACAUUUUGUGGUACACCAGAAUACUUGGCUCCAGAGGUUUUGGAAGACAACGACUAUGGCCGUGCUGUUGACUGGUGGGGUCUAGGUGUUGUUAUGUAUGAGAUGAUGUGUGGCCGGCUACCUUUUUACAAUCAGGACCAUGAGAAGCUUUUUGAAUUGAUUCUGAUGGAGGACAUUAAAUUUCCGAGAACUCUUUCAUCUGAUGCAAAAUCAUUACUCUCUGGAUUGCUUAUAAAAGAUCCGAAUAAAAGGUAA
Messenger RNA from Rhincodon typus (whale shark), 1692 nucleotides. It is a transcript of the gene akt3a, whose product is annotated as v-akt murine thymoma viral oncogene homolog 3a. Gene Ontology annotation, biological process: protein phosphorylation. NCBI's taxonomy places the organism in Eukaryota, Metazoa, Chordata, Chondrichthyes, Orectolobiformes, Rhincodontidae. The coding region runs from base 523 to 1692 and encodes 389 amino acids. The record is from RefSeq and is a predicted model, not a curated record. Gene Ontology annotation, molecular function: protein kinase activity; ATP binding. The transcript is spliced from 11 exons.